GGUCCCUGGCAGGGACGGGCCACGGUGCUGUCACCCCUCGACCCUUCUCGAAGACGCUUUCCCCGAAAGGCGCCCCGCGCCCUCUCCGUGGGUCGGCUGGGGAUACCCCAGGCCCGAGCAGGCGGUGUGAAGUUCUGUGUUCUGAACUGGACUGAGCGAGAUGCGACGGUCCCAGCCCGCUGGGCCGCCUGUAGCGACCGCAGGAGUAGGAGAGAGGGAGGGACACGGAGUGUGAGCGCACCAGUCUGUUCAUAUUUAAUUUACAAAGCAGUCUCGGAACCCCGGGGCCGGAUUGUCUCUUUAGAUGCUGCGCUCUUAGCCUGUCUCUCUUCCCCACCCCCUCCCCUAGCUCAUUAAGAUGCUCAACACUCAAAUCGGGAUAUUGAUCUCCACAGAAGCCCCAAACCCAUGCCAUCGACCCACCGCGAGAGACCCUCAAGGCCCGGGGUGAUGGCUGAGGGGGUUGGUGAGCCCGAAUGGCUGGGUGGCUACAGAACGGGUGGGGAUUUUGUGUGUCUCCCGUAGCCUAAACCCCUUUCCCGGUUCUGGCCGGUAGCUGUCUCCAGGGCUAACGUGGGCGGCGCAGGGGGCGGAAACCGGGUUUUAGCCAAAUGCCUCGACAUCCCUGCGCCUCCGCCUCCUCGUCGCUGAAAGAAAUGUCGGGGUUUCAUCAGAGCUAGGGAGCGAGAGUCGGGAACAGCGAGUCUGUUGAAGCCCGCUGUUGUGUGAGACGGCGGGGCGGUGGGUGGCCACCGCGGCUUGGGGGAUAGCGCGUGUGGGGUUGACCGUGUGUCUGCUUGAGAGGCUGUGAAGACAUAGGGGGCGAGCAUGGGAGAAAUGCUCCUGUCUGAAGUCCUCAGCCCAACGCGCUCAAGGCUCAAGAGUAGCGGACGUUUUGCCACCAUCCUUUUCUGUGCUUCUGUCUGCUGCAGCUUCUGUGCCCCAUUCUCCUGGAGCAGGCAAGACCUGAAAGGCGUGAAAGCGGCUUGCAUUCAAUUAGCAGCGAAGCUCGCGGGCGCUGGCGGGACGGGCGCGUGAGGCCACAAUACACGAGGGUAUCUUCCUGGGGCAGUGGUCCCCAAUCCACUACACCGGGUCUGGAGAAGGGGUUUCAGCUCCAGGGCAUUUACUGGGAGUCGACGAAUAUCAGGAGCCGCGAUGUUCCCCCUUCUGGCCCUGUGGUUGGUCUGGGCGCUUCUAGGAGUGGCUGGAGCAUGCCCGGAGCCGUGCGCCUGCGUGGACAAGUACGCUCACCAGUUCGCGGACUGCGCUUACAAGGAGUUGCGCGAGGUGCCGGAAGGACUGCCUGCCAAUGUGACCACGCUUAGUCUGUCUGCCAACAAGAUCUCGGUGCUACGGCGCGGGGCCUUUGCGGACGUCACGCAGGUCACGUCGCUGUGGCUGGCGCACAAUGAGGUGCGCACCGUGGAGCCAGGCGCACUGGCCGUGCUGAGUCAGCUCAAGAACCUCGACCUGAGCCACAACUUCAUAUCCAGCUUUCCAUGGAGCGACCUGCGCAACCUGAGCGCGCUGCAGCUGCUCAAAAUGAACCACAACCGCCUGGGCUCUCUGCCCCGGGACGCACUCGGUGCGCUACCUGACCUGCGUUCCCUGCGCAUCAACAACAACCGGCUGCGUACGCUGGCGCCGGGCACCUUCGACGCGCUCAGCGCGCUGUCACACCUGCAACUCUAUCACAAUCCUUUCCACUGCAGCUGCGGCCUUGUGUGGCUGCAGGCCUGGGCCGCGAGCACCCGGGUGUCCUUACCCGAGCCAGACUCCAUUGCUUGUGCCUCGCCUCCCGCGCUGCAGGGGGUGCCGGUGCACCGCCUGCCCGCCCUGCCCUGUGCACCGCCCAGCGUGAGUCUGAGUGCUGAGCCGCCACUUGAGGCAGCCGGCACCCCACUGCGAGCGGGACUGGCGUUCUUGUUACACUGCACCGCCGACGGCCACCCCACGCCCCGCCUGCAAUGGCAACUGCAGAUCCCCGGCGGCACCGUAGUCUUAGAGCCGCCGGUUCAGAGCGAGGAGGACGACGGGGUUGGGGUGGAGGAAGGAGAGGGAGAAGGAGAUGGGGACGUGCUGACGCAGACCCAAGCCCCAACCCCGACACCGGCACCCGCUUGGCCGGCGCCCCCAGCCACCCCGCGCUUCCUGGCCCUCGCAAACGGCUCCCUGUUGGUGCCCCUCCUGAGUGCCAAGGAGGCGGGCGUCUACACUUGCCGUGCACACAAUGAGCUGGGCACUAACUCUACGUCAGUACGCGUGGCGGUGGCAGCAACCGGACCCCCAAAACACGGGCCUGGCGCUGGGGGAGAACCCGAUGGGCAGGCCCCAACCUCUGAGCGCAAGUCCACAGCCAAGGCCCGGGGCAACAGCGUCCUGCCUUCCAAACCCGAGGGCAAAAUCAAAGGCCAAGGCUUGGCGAAGGUCAGCGUUCUUGGGGAGACCGAGCCGGAGCCGGAGGAGGACACAGGUGAGGGAGAGGAGACCGAAGACCAGAUCCUCGCGGACCCGGCGGAGGAGCAGCGCUGUGGCAACGGGGACCCCUCUCGGUACGUUUCUAACCACGCGUUCAACCAGAGCGCGGAGCUCAAGCCGCACGUCUUCGAGCUGGGCGUCAUCGCGCUGGAUGUGGCGGAGCGCGAGGCGCGGGUGCAGCUGACGCCGCUGGCUGCGCGCUGGGGCCCUGGGCCCGGUGGGGCUGGCGGAGCCCGGCGACCUGGGCGGCGACCCCUGCGCCUACUCUAUCUGUGUCCAGCGGGGGGCGGCGCGGCAGUGCAGUGGUCCCGCGUGGAGGAAGGCGUCAACGCUUACUGGUUUCGCGGCCUGCGGCCCGGUACCAACUACUCCGUGUGCCUGGCGCUGGCGGGCGAAGCCUGCCACGUGCAAGUGGUGUUUUCCACCAAGAAGGAGCUGCCCUCGCUGCUGGUCAUCGUGGCAGUGAGCGUAUUCCUCCUGGUGCUGGCCACAGUUCCUCUUCUGGGCGCCGCCUGCUGCCAUCUGCUGGCUAAACACCCGGGCAAGCCCUACCGUCUGAUCCUGCGGCCUCAGGCCCCUGACCCCAUGGAGAAGCGCAUCGCCGCGGACUUCGACCCGCGUGCCUCCUACCUCGAGUCGGAGAAAAGCUACCCGGCAGGCGGCGAGGCGGGCGUCGAGGAGCCAGAGGACGCACAGGGGGAGGGCCCUGAGGAAGACGCGGAGCAGGGAGACCCGAGUGGGGACCUGCAGAGAGAGGAGAGCCUGGCGGCCUGCUCACUGGUGGAGUCCCAGUCCAAGGCCAACCAAGAGGAGUUCGAGGCGGGCUCUGAGUACAGCGAUCGGCUGCCCCUGGGCGCCGAGGCGGUCGACAUCGCCCAGGAGAUUAAUGGCAACUACAGGCAGACGGCCGGCUGAACCUCGGCCCACCGGGCCUGCCCAUUCCCGACCUCCACCUAGGGUGCCUGGGAGCAGCAGUCUAGGGCUUGGCAGGACUUCUGUCCCCCGCCCUCAGCCUUCACCUACUCCUCCCCCUUUCUACUCCCCAACCUUGAACUACCAGGGACUUCUAAUAGGGAGUGGGCAGCUUUCACCAGUCCCUGCUACCCACGGCUGCCAUUCUCCCUGCGGGCUGGAUCCCUUUCCCCGCCAAGCACAGUGUCCCUCUUCCCCCAUGUAAGACACCACCCGCUGACGAUGGGGCGAUAUUUAUGCCCCUCCAUUCCCAUCGCGAUUAUCUGCGAAAUCCGCCCCGCAGCCAUGACAGGCUCUGGAGCCAGAGAAAACGAGCGAAGACGUUGGAAACCUCCUGGUAACGCCGUGGUUCUGGGGCCAGCCCGGGACAGUGGAGUGCUGUGGGGUCCCGCCUCGACUCCUUCCCUCCCUUCCUCCUUCCCUUCCUCCUUCCCUCUCUCCUUUUCUC
Molecule: messenger RNA, 3901 nt
Organism: Sapajus apella (tufted capuchin)
Lineage: Eukaryota; Metazoa; Chordata; Mammalia; Primates; Cebidae
Gene: ISLR2
Product: immunoglobulin superfamily containing leucine rich repeat 2
Exons: 4
Coding region: 1159-3396 (745 amino acids)
Biological process (GO): positive regulation of axon extension
Cellular component (GO): cell surface
Molecular function (GO): protein binding
Source: RefSeq, a predicted model, not a curated record